CACUGCCACUACUACUUGCCAGGUAGUGAGGCUAAGUACUUCUCUUCGAAUUUUACCCCACAGAAAGUAUUGACCGCUGCUAUGACUGUCGAAACCGUUGGUCUUAUCCUUCCCAGUGAUGUCCUAAUUAUUAUAAUGGAAAAUCUCGGUAUACAAGACCUGAUCAAUUUCUCCUGCACGUGCAAAUUUGUGAACCUCUUGGUUCACGAGUUUGGAUGGUCAAUCUACCUCAAACACCAUGUUCGUCCGUCCUUCACUCUGCGGCUGGCACGCAAACGCUGGUCUCCUUUUGAACAAGUGCGAUAUAAUGUCACGUCUGACCGCUGCUGGACUCGGGCCAAGUUUAAUGCGCGACCGUUAUCGCAUCCCUGGCGCAGUAAACUUCAGCCACAAAUUGCCAUUUCUACUUCCAUGAUGUUGGUUGCUGCUGGUCACACCAUUUACGUAUAUCCUAUAACCGACUCUUCCUCACUCACCCAUGAUGGUGCUCCUGGAGUUUUAUACGAAGGCUCAUAUUCAUUCACAGACCGGGGCGAAAUCACAAGCAUCACCUUCAUUCCCGACGGCCAUUUGGAAAGGACAGUAGCUGUCGGUUUCGCAGAUGGACAUAUACAACCUGUGUUUCUUCCUCCUUUCCAGCAGGAGCAAUACAACAAUAAGCCAUUCUCAUUGACCAUCGAACCCAGUCCCUCUCUCGGAUUGCGCAUCACGGAUCUAGUAGAGAGCCUUUCCUGCUCAGACAACAUGCUCUUAUCUCUAUCAGCUUUCGGAAUAGCAGGCAUCUGUAACUUAUCUUCAGAUUCGCCGCUUGUCUCCGCCUUUAUGAACCUGGACUGCAGAUCUUGGUCGAGUUUUAUCUGCAUGAAAUCCUCUACGCCGUUUACGGCAUUUGGCACGACUUCACCGAAUCCUCUCGUCGUUCACGCCGUAACCCCUUCCUCACUAUCCCCCACACCAUUCGCCGUCCUCCAUCCCACACGGGAACGUUCCACUGCAGUUUAUGAUAUAACGGACGCGCCACCGUCUGCACCAUGGGGUUCUUCAAAACAGGUCAUCGUAUCCGGGUGGUAUGAUGGUGUUGUUCAGGUGCACGAUAUGCGCAGUAAUCGGCGUGAUUCAGGGGUGUCAGGCAGCCCUGCCCCCUUGCGUCCCAUGCUCACGCUCCGUGAUCCUUGGUCUGAUGAGCCCAUCUAUUCCGUAUCAUGCGGAGGCGGCUCUUCAAGUUUUGUUGCAGCAGGUACUGCCCGUCACAGCGUUGUUGCGUUCUGGGACGUUCGACGCCCUACACAGGGGUGGAGUGUACACGCUCCAGGCAACGAUUCAUCUCCAGUCUACUCGCUGAUACUCGAGAGCUCUCGUCUCUUUGGCGUUACGCAAAGUCGACCAUUUGUGUUCGACUUUGGGCUCGGCGUGACUAACGAGACAUACCCUUCCCUGCCUCCUUCCACACGCUCCCAGUACGACUCGCUAAAGCUGAAGAACAACGGAGUUGGAUACUGCGUCACCCAAUACAACCAUAGUCGCACUUAGACAAGACUUUCCGAGUUAUGUAUUAUUAUCUUGUACAUUCAGGAUGUAUUUUUUGGUCUACACAAUACCGCCGCAUAUUAUA
Suillus paluster is the source of this 1612-nucleotide messenger RNA. RefSeq lists its product as uncharacterized. The transcript has 2 exons. Gene Ontology annotation, molecular function: protein binding. The record is from RefSeq and is a predicted model, not a curated record. Bases 82 to 1530 code for a protein of 482 amino acids. NCBI's taxonomy places the organism in Eukaryota, Fungi, Basidiomycota, Agaricomycetes, Boletales, Suillaceae.